GUGCAGACGAGCUCCGUUUUCAAAUGCAAACCGAUCAACAGAAAGCGCAGGACCCGGAGUGUGUUAGGAUUUGACGGACGGGGCGACACUUGAGUUUACCGUGACCUUCAGGUUCUCCGGGGUUCGUGACAAACUGGAGCAAAGCGAAUUCUCAACGCGUGAAGCUUGCUUUGGGGUUUUAAUUUAUUUCGAUGAGAAAAUGCUUCCCCCUAGUGAACGUUUUGGAAGGAAACCGCUGUCUACUCGUGUUCUUUAAAAAAUAGUUAUCUUCCGCUGGAGAAGUGACACGGCCUCAAGGGGAGAGAGAGAGAGAGAAGCAGAAGCAGAGAGAGAUGCAUUGUUCACUCUUGCGAGAAUAUAUUUCAAAGUUAUGUCAAUUUGCCGCAAUAACUGGAAGAAGCCUGCAUUUCCUCUUGAAGGUUGAGAGCAACAACUAAUUUUUACCUAUAGCAGUAACUUAGUUGGGAAAAAACAGGCAGUCCCACUAAGAAGCAAAAUACUACAGCAGCACUGGUUACGUUACUGUUUGUGGUGGGACUAAAAAAGUGACAAGUAGUUACUUAGUCGCCCGGCACCGUGCUACUGAGGUCGCACGCAGGACCGAGUGUCACGCAGGUGUGUGGAAGUGAUCCUGUACUUGACAAGGGACGACGCCGCAGAUCGCUGUGGGCUGGUCGGUCGGUGUGAUCGCCCCGUCUAACCUGCCAAGCGAUGGCUCGGAGGCGGCUGGACAGCCGGAGCUGCCCACCAGGGCUUUUCACGGAGAUUCAGACACAGAUCCGCACUGAGCCCCUGGACAGCCUGUACGUGAUCACGAACGCCGAGCUGGGAAGUCUCUUUCUCUGCCCCAGGGGGAAGUUUGCGGUGGUGAAAAAGUGUGAGGAGAAGGCAACUGGGAAGGAAUAUGCCGCCAAGUUCCUGAAGAAGCGCCGCCGCGGACGAGACUGUCGCGCUGAGAUCGUACACGAGGUGGCCGUGCUGGAGGCAAUGCGUGCCAACCCCCGGGUGGUCAAUCUGCACGAGGUCUUCGAGACCGAGCAUGACAUCGUCCUGCUGCUGGAAUAUGCAGCAGGAGGAGAGAUAUUCGACCACUGUGUCUCGGAGGAGAUUCUGUCAGAGCGUCAGAUCACUCGACUGCUCAGACAGACCCUGGAGGGUGUCCACCUCUUGCAUCAGAGCAGCCUUGUACACCUGGACCUCAAGCCCCAGAACAUCUUGCUAACUAGCCUCAACCCGCUAGGCGAUAUUAAGAUUGUGGACUUUGGUCUGGCCAGGCGCCUGGGAACCACAGGAGAGCUGAGGGAGAUCCUGGGUACACCGGAGUAUGUGGCCCCAGAAAUAUUGAAUUAUGAGCCCAUCACAACCGCAACAGACUUGUGGAGUGUGGGCGUGAUCGCCUACAUGUUGGUGACAGGAGAGUCUCCGUUCCAGGGAGAGGACAAGCAGGAGACCUUCCUCAACGUGUCACAGGUCAAUGUGGAUUACUGCAAGGAAGCUUUCGCUGGCGUGUCUGAAUUGGCUGUCGACUUCAUCCAGAAACUGCUGGUCAAGUCCCCAGAGGACAGGCCCAGCGCAGCCGAGUGCCUCACCCAUCCCUGGCUGUGGCAGAGCAGCCCGGAUUCAGAACCUUCCACCCCACAGCCCAGCCGUGGGCCCCGCGAGAGAAGUGCCGGCAAGUGGGGCGCCACCACUCCCCUGGAUGACCCCGAGGACAAGAAGAACUUUCUGGAGGCCUCUUUCGGGAAGAGGUUCCGCUUUGAUGAGUCACUGCUGGGAGAGAGCAUACAGUGAGGGCUGGCCCGGUAAAUUGUCAAAGUGUUUCUGUUUUUGUCAAAAAGGUUUGUCCUGGACAAAAGACAUUCAAUUUGUGACCUUUCAGGAGAAUAUCUGCAGGUAGAGGGUGCCUCCUUUUCUCUUUGUAUGUCUACAUAAUGGGUGUUUCUGUACAGUAUGUUGAGCUAUCAGCACUUCCACCUGCAGUAUUUGGAGGUGUAAAGCUGUACCCAAAGAUUUAAAUAAGAUUUUAAAGAAUUUUAUGUUCAACUUUUCAGUGUGAAUAUUUGUUUUAGGUCUGACUGGAAAUGCUCUUGUUGGAAUUAUUUGAAUGCAAUAAUUUAAGUUUUUUCUGUUUAUGUUCAUCAAUAUUAGUCCAUAGCUCUUGACUCAUUUAUUAAAAUUGUGUGGUUCAUUUUUUCUUCCAUGUAGAAGACAGUCUGACAGGUCUGACAACCUGCGGUUCUCUUGGUGAAACUAACCUGAUAAAACUGCAAACACCUUGUCUAAGAUCGUUCUUAGGGAUCAGCUGGACUGGUAGAUGUUCAAACAUUCCUAUGAAUGCUAACGAAACCCGGUAGGGUCUAAAAACCUGUUGGUCCUGUUUUAAUUUGUGGAUAUUUCCAAUGUAAAUUAGUCAUGACCGCAUGUAUGAAUGGGCAUUUUUUUAUCUGUGUCUCGUCGACAUGUUGUCAAGUGAAACUACAAAUAUGGGUCUGUCAGUUUGUAAUGUAUAGGACUUUGUCAAGUUGAUGCUUUUUAAUUGUUCCGUGCCGUGGAACAAAAAAAAAAAACAGUAAAAUGCAUUUUAUAUGGAAAAACCCUUGUUUUCUACUGUAGCCAGAUCGGCACACAUUGGGCCAUAGUAAUUAGGUUAGAUGGCAAUUUGACCAUUAUAGAAGAUCAGACCUAACAUUUGAAAAGGCAAAUCUUUCACUGAUCCAACAUCUGGACAGUGUGUGCCACAGUGCACGUCAUGCAGUGGUUUAUAAUCACUUUGUAAAUAUUUACUAUUUUUCAAUGAAAAAAUAUGUAGUUUUAUGAGGCUUACAGGGUAUUUUCACUUGACGUGAACCCCUUUCCUCCUCUAAGUCCCCCCAGGGCCUGCUGUGCUGUGACUCAGGUUUAAUCUUGGUGGUAUCUUGUACUUUGGAAGAUGGGGAAGCUAAAUCUGUCCAUUUCUCCUGUUCCUGGCAUAGCAGACCUGGGUGUGUCUAUACACAGGGUGUGUGUGAGUAUAGCCCUUGGACUGGUUCAUUUGAACUGAAGAAUGUUAAUUAUUAUAUGGAGCGAAAUGGAUUACUGUAUGCAUCUGAACUUUAUGUGGUAGAACAGUCGAGAGAAAUUCUUGGAAAUUCUGUGGCUCUGAUUACCGUACUAAUUAAACUGUAGAAUGUCAUGCGUCACCUUCAAUUUCGAUAACUAUAGCAUAACAAGCGAAAGUAUGUAGGAGGGCCAGAGUGUACUGACUGUGAACUUGACUGCUUUUUAUUGUUAGGGUUACAUAACAGAUUCCUAUACCAGAGUUUUUCUGGGCUGUGGGCUCUUCCUGUGUAGUAAGUAAAGUUGCUGACAAGAGUGUAGUCUGGCAGAGUCCUGUUGCUGAAAAAUCUGUAGGAGCCAAGCUGGUGCUGAAUAUAUUAAUGUUGUUAAUUUGUUUUCUGAAUUUUACUUCCCUGUUGGUAAAUGCGAUCUAUUUUGGCCUUCCACAGGGUUUGUAUUGAGGCAAUCGCUUUAUCUCAAGCCUGAAAACAUUUCUUCAUUGGUAAAGGAAGUGGAUUGGGCUGAAAUUAUACAAUUCUGAAUGGUCUAAUUAGUGCACAUCCUUUUUUAGAAAUAAAAGGUGCCAGCAUCGAGUUAAACAGUCUGUAUACUAUUUUAGGUUGUUGACUAUAUUAGCAAAACAAUUACUAGAAAUGUAUUAAUAUCAGUCUUUUCAUAGAUUUUUAAAAUUAUUUGCAUAUAUUGAUCAAGCAAAUUACAGCUUCGAGUACAAAUAUAAAGGAGAUGUCUAAAAAAGUCCUUAAGUUCAAGUUUGUUCAAGUUACCCGAUGGAACCUUUAGUACAUUAAGCCUUGUCAUUUGCCAGUGACAACCUUAUUAAUAAACCUUAAUAAUAUUAAUAAAACCUUAUUAAUUAUACCUUAUACAGGGAAACUGUAGGCCAUGAGAAAUGCUUGGAAUCCCAGUAUCAUUGUGGUUAUACUCGCAUACACCCAACAUGUUAACCAGCGUUUUGUAGUGAUCUCAUAAGAAGUCACACAGCAAGACUGUUCUGUUAACUGUAAUUAUUUCACUAUAUAUAAAAGGAUGUUUGUGCAAAAGGCUGGCAUGACAUUUCUCUUAAGCAGCUAAAUGCAGAAUGAUUUUUUUUUUUCAGGAAGGCUUUUUUUAAAAAAACAUGAGCAAGAAAAAACAAAACUUAACAAGAACCAGCUGUCACGAUUACAUUUUAAAAAGCCCGUGUGCCAUAAUUACUUUAGUUUCAUUUUGUAUCAGUGUAAUGCUCCUGGGGACAAAGGUCAAAGGCAAUAGAAUGACUAUUCAGUGUUCUUGUGGGAAUUUUAAUGUAUUUCUUAGUUAAAAUACCCCACCCACAUUACAAGUAUGUUUUAUUUUUCAGACUUAUUAUUAUUGCUUCUCAGCAAUUGAGCAACAUCCUUCUCUUGUAGGUGGGGACCAGUAUGUCCGUCAUGGAAUGACAGCCCGCUGACGAAAAGUAAAAGCAGAUAGUCAUUGAGGCCUGCAUAAAAAAAAAACAUUUUUGCUGUGCGUGGUGUAACUAGACUCCAUGGGUGGUAGUGGCUGUGUCUGUUCUCUCAAGGUGGUGUAUUCUGUGAACCCUGUAAGUUGCGUUUUCUUACGACACAAGUCAAAGGGGCUGCACUAAGUAAAAAUGAAACUGUCUCUUCUGCAUUUUGUUCAGCGAUUGCAAAGAUAUGCAAACCAGCAUGCACACCAAACUGUUUUAUGUAAUUCAUUCAGGUUUUUUUUUUUCCAACUCUGUAAGAUCUUGCAAAGGUAAGAACAAAAUACUGAAGGGCAAGCAACCUGUAGUAAUAGGAACUGACCAGCUGGAGACUGCAAUGUCAUUAAAAAAGUAAUGGGAGAUGAGAGCGUUCCCGUAUUAAGUAGCAGGGAAGGGUAUAAUUCAUGUCCUCCUAGUGCCUUGUAUGUGAAACCCUGUAGGGGACAGUGCACUGUUAUUCCGCCCCUGGGUCAGCUGGACUGGAACAAGGGGCUCACUCUCAAUGAAAAGUGAGCCACCAUUCUCUAAGAUGUAUAUGUGGUGCUACCUGUAUUGAUUUUUAUUUUGACAGAAUAUUGAGAGGUGGAGAGGGCAACUUGCAGUAUUUUCUGGCAGGUUAAGAGAAACCGGAUGAAAUAUUUUAAUUUAUAUGGAAGUAAAUGUAAAUCACUUUGAGAGUAAACACUUUGAAUUGUUCUGUCAAAAAAAAGUCAGUGCUAGUACACAUUGUGUUGUUUGCGCAUGUGCGUGUUAGCGACAUGGUCUUGUCUCAAUAUUAUACUGGUGUUCUCCUGCAACCUUCUACUGUAGAUUUUGACUGUCUGAGGUACUGUACUGCUCAAACUCAUGAUUUCAUUUGUAUUUGCUGUUGUUUUAAAAGAGUGAAAACUGGGUUGCAGAUACCAUGUGUGGGUGAGGGGAGGGGAUACAGUGGAUGGUGCAGAACCCCCAACCAGCUAGACAUUCUUUGGGGAUGGAGAAUCACAUCUGUUGGACCAUUAAUGGUUUCUUGACCAAAUGGCUUUUGCAUGGGAAAUGUGAACUUCUUAAAAUCUUAAACCUUUUCAGUUUGCUUCCUCCCCAUGUCAUCACCAGUGAAGACGACUGAGCUGCACUUGGUUUCUUGAUAGUUUCAUUCCUUAGAUUGAUUUUAUGUUUGCCAUGGAGGAAAAGGUUUUUAUUGGUCAAGCAUAGAGGACUGUGGUGCUUUUAAAGUAAAUGGUAGAAUCAUUGACCUCAAAUUUCAAUAUUAAGGCAGAAGUGCAGUGAUGAUAUAUUAAAGCCUAUGUUUGUAACAACUGCAUGUAGUCUUAUUUGGCAUAAUAGUCAGCAAAUACUUACUCUUUUACAAAUAUAGCAUAGUAUUCUGUCAGAUGAUUGUGGUUACAAAUGCAGAAAACAGAAUUCAGUAGUUGAGAGACUAUUCUACCUCCUGCUUGCCUUUAGUGUUAGUAUACUGUUGAGCAAGAGUGCAGAGCUGUAGAGUUUGAAUUUAGCUGACACACUUGCGGUACAGUAUACAGGAGCACCAUGGAUAGCAAAUUGUGUCCUGUGUACUCGGAGAAGACAGGAAGGAUGUGUUUUUAAGAAGGAAGAGCAGGAUGUCAAACUGAAAGAGCUGUGCAGUCGUUUGGGCGGGCAGCCAUUACAGAAGAGAGGCAAGGACUGGAGUCUUUAUUCUGCAAGGUUUUUGGAAAUGAUGCGAUGAGACUAGGAAUUCUUUCUGAAGGGAAUUUGAACUGAAGGCAGUGCAAGGAAAUAGCAGACCAGUAACUGAAAUACAUCAUAAACUGGACUACAGCACCCAGCUCAGGUGUGACACAGAUUUUUAGAAGAGAAACACUCGGUUUACUACAUAGUGCUAGUAAACAAGUUUAUUUUUUAGUUGUCUACCCCUUGCAAUCACAAUCGAACAUGGGGGAGGGAGCAGAGAAGUCUGUAGAGCUACUGUAUGAAUAAUGUUGAAGGCUGAGCACCUAUACAAGUCUGUAGAUAUAUAACUUGAACACUGAUGCUGCUGCAAAGCUAAUUUGACAACAUGGCACAUUAUAGUAUUUGCACAACAGCCAGCAGGCUGCUUUAUGGGAUUGCUUUAUCUCCGGUUGGUGGUACAAAGUGAUGACUGAGGCUGAUAACUUCUUCAAAAUGGUCAUUGUCCCAAGGCAAAGUAGAGGUCUGGAGAACACUUGUAUAUGAACUGUAAUUUAUUAAUUGUAAGAGAAUAUAAUUUGUUUGAAAUAUAAUAAUUUAUAUUGUAUUUUUUAGAAAUUUGAUUUUUUUUAAGAUGAAGGGUUAAUUGUAUUUUUAAAACUGGAUUUGUAAGAGAUGAAUUUUAUAUCUGCUUGUAUUCAAAUUGAAAAGCAUUUAGGCAGAAAAAAGGUUAUUAAUAGGGAAGAAAAAAAUAUUAAACAAAAUGAAACUCCUA
This is a messenger RNA of Lepisosteus oculatus (spotted gar), 6947 nucleotides long. RefSeq names its product serine/threonine kinase 17b (apoptosis-inducing) (gene stk17b). Gene Ontology annotation, biological process: intracellular signal transduction; positive regulation of apoptotic process; protein phosphorylation. Gene Ontology annotation, cellular component: nucleus. NCBI's taxonomy places the organism in Eukaryota, Metazoa, Chordata, Actinopteri, Semionotiformes, Lepisosteidae. Gene Ontology annotation, molecular function: ATP binding; protein serine/threonine kinase activity. The record is from RefSeq and is a predicted model, not a curated record.